AUGACGGUCGCGGAGGCAGUCAAAGACGCCGUUGGGCUCGGUGGAGGUGAACCGCGACGAGCGACGAGAGAGGAGAUGUCAGAGGCCAAACUUCCGUUGGCGUAUCGAGAUAGUUGCGCACACCUCCUGAUCCCGCUGAACAAAUGCCGACACAAAACGUGGUAUAUGCCCUGGAAGUGUGAGAGCGAGCGACACGGCUACGAGAAAUGCCAGUACGACGAGUUCAUGGAGCGAGUAGCUAAGAUGGAUGAGAUCAGAGCGGCAAAAGGUGGUGCUCGGAGCAAUUGA
Messenger RNA from Cyphellophora europaea CBS 101466, 288 nucleotides. RefSeq lists its product as uncharacterized. The record is from RefSeq and is a predicted model, not a curated record. Gene Ontology annotation, cellular component: mitochondrion. The transcript is spliced from 3 exons. NCBI's taxonomy places the organism in Eukaryota, Fungi, Ascomycota, Eurotiomycetes, Chaetothyriales, Cyphellophoraceae. The coding region runs from base 1 to 288 and encodes 95 amino acids.